GGUGGGCGACCACGCGUGGCGGCCGCUCAGGGACCCCCGCCGGGCUCGCUGCUCCUCAGCGGGCAUUCACCCCCGCCGUGCCGGCGGCCCCCAUGACGGGCAGCGGGGCGGCGGGGGGCUCCGCGCAUGCGUUGGGCCGGCGGGACUUGGUGCUCCGCUCCGCUCCAAGUUGCAGCCCGCGGCUCGGCCCCCGGCAAGGCGGCGGUGGCAGGGGAGCAGCCAGGGCCGGGAUGAGGGCGGCGAGGCGGGGCGGCCCGCGGGCCCUGCGGCUGCCGCUGGUGCUGGUGCUGGUGCUGGCCGUGGCGUGCGCGGCGCGCAGCGCCGACGAGCCCAGCAACAUGUCCUACGUGAAGGAGACGGUGGACGGGCUGCUGCACGGCUACGACAUCCGCCUCAGGCCCGACUUUGGAGGGCCGCCCGUCGGUGUGGGCAUGCGGAUAGAGAUCGCCAGCAUCGACGUGGUGUCCGAAGUCAACAUGGAUUACACCCUUACCAUGUACUUCCAGCAGUCCUGGAGAGAUAAAAGGCUUUCUUAUUCUGGAAUACCUCUGAACCUAACACUGGACAACAGAGUGGCUGACCAGCUCUGGGUGCCUGACACAUAUUUCCUAAAUGACAAGAAGUCAUUUGUCCAUGGGGUGACAGUGAAAAACCGAAUGAUUCGUCUCCAUCCAGAUGGGACAGUCCUUUACGGUCUACGGAUCACAACAACAGCUGCUUGCAUGAUGGAUCUACGCAGAUAUCCUCUGGAUGAACAAAAUUGCACACUAGAAAUUGAAAGUUAUGGAUACACAACCGAUGAUAUUGAAUUUUAUUGGAAUGGAGGAGAGUCUGCAGUAACAGGAGUUAGUAACAUCGAGCUCCCACAAUUUUCUAUUGUUGAUUACAAGAUGGUAUCAAAGAGAGUGGAGUUUACAACAGGAGCAUAUCCUCGGUUAUCACUUAGCUUCCGGCUCAAGAGAAAUAUUGGCUACUUCAUUUUGCAGACCUAUAUGCCUUCCACAUUGAUCACAAUUCUGUCAUGGGUAUCUUUUUGGAUCAAUUAUGAUGCCUCUGCAGCCAGAGUUGCUCUAGGGAUCACAACUGUGCUGACCAUGACCACCAUCAGUACCCACCUCAGGGAGACUUUGCCAAAGAUUCCCUAUGUCAAGGCAAUAGAUAUUUAUCUGAUGGGAUGCUUUGUGUUUGUGUUUCUGGCUUUGCUGGAGUAUGCCUUUGUAAACUAUAUAUUCUUUGGGAAAGGACCCCAACGUCAAAAAAAGACAGCAGACAGGACAGGACAUGCUACAGGCGAGAAGAGCAGACUGGAAUCAAGUAGAGUCCAGGUUGAACUCCAUGGAAAUGUGCUGCUUAGCCCACUUGACAUAAGAAAUGACUUCAGCAGCUCAGGUGUGUUCACAAGCCUCCAUGACGCCCAAGCCACCACGUAUACAUACGACAGCACCAGCCUGCAGUACAGAAGAGCCACUUCCAGCAGAGACCUCUACGGCAGGAGUGCUCUGGACAGGCACAGGUUUCAUAAAAAAGGACGCUUACGGAGAAGGGCAUCCCAGAUCAAAGUCAAGAUCCCUGACUUGACUGAUGUUAACUCCAUAGACAAGUGGUCCAGGAUGGUCUUUCCCAUCACAUUUAUUCUUUUCAAUGUUGUUUACUGGCUGUAUUAUGUACACUGAUUUAUGUAAUAAUGUUACCAUACACGAACACAUCUGGACUUGUUUGUUUUCCUUCUCAAUUUUGUUAACUAUGAAGGACUGCAGGAGCCAUGUUACAUUUUCAAGGUAAAAUAUCCAGCCAUUGACUAAUUCUAUAUUUAAACUUUCAAAGCAAACAACAACAACAACAAAACACAAACAACACAUUCAGAUCAGAAUGGUACAAAACUGCUCUUAAAGAGUGAGGCUGGACACGUGGCUCCUGAGGUGUUGCUUCUGCCACUCUCAGAGCUCAGAUUAGGCUAAUACCACUGCACAUUGCCAGACAUAACCCCAGCCAAGGAGAUGCAGGCAAGAUGCCAGCAAGGUGCGUGCAGCUGAGGAGCAGUAGGUCAGUCAUCUCCUAUCUGUAUCAAGUCCCUUCCCCUUCCUUAUUGUCAGCUUUUUCCUAACUGUGUUUAUAUUGUGUUGUCUAACAUAGCAUUUUUUUGAAACAUAACUACUAUAAGUUAUAUUUUAUUUUGUGUUGAAAGUGUUUCGUUCUUUUAGGAGAGUCAAGAUAUACAAGUCAAUAUGGCCUAUGUAAGUACCAAGACUAUCAAUCAUUUACAGUAAGAAACACCGAUCAGGACAGUAGGCAGCAAUACCCACAUGAAGGCAUUAGUAGGGAAUACAAAUGUGCAGUCUGGAAAGCUUCUUAAUCAGUUCCUCAUUGACUAAUGUAAGGUCUACUGAUGACCUUAUCACCAGUUGACAUUCCAACUUUGCACUCAGAAUGUAAUAAUAAAAGAAACAUUAUUGAAUGCUAACAUUUGUCGCAUCUCACCAGAACUGAACCUCUUAACAGAUCAGGACAUAUUGCCCCUUCCCUUUGUUUGGGCAGCAGGCCUCUACAGAAACAGUCUAGAAUGAUAAAUCACUAACCAAGAAAGGCAAUCUUUAAUGCACUCAUUACAAAAUAUGUGAGGAUGCAAAACAGGCAUUUGGCAUUGCUGACAUAGGGGGAUCUUUGAGUCUAUCAGUUUUGCUGUGAGCUCCAAAGUCCCAGUCUCAUCCCAGGUUCAAUGGACAUCAGGUCCAAUUUGAGAUGAUUAAAGAUAAUAUUAAUACACUCAAAUGAAGGUAAAACUCACAUGACUGUGCCCACCCUAAAAUAAUUCCA
Messenger RNA from Oxyura jamaicensis (ruddy duck), 2814 nucleotides. It is a transcript of the gene GABRB1, whose product is annotated as gamma-aminobutyric acid type A receptor subunit beta1. Gene Ontology annotation, molecular function: extracellular ligand-gated monoatomic ion channel activity; GABA-A receptor activity; neurotransmitter receptor activity. The record is from RefSeq and is a predicted model, not a curated record. Gene Ontology annotation, cellular component: GABA-A receptor complex; neuron projection; membrane. Gene Ontology annotation, biological process: regulation of membrane potential; chemical synaptic transmission; monoatomic ion transmembrane transport. Bases 93 to 1673 code for a protein of 526 amino acids. The transcript has 9 exons. NCBI's taxonomy places the organism in Eukaryota, Metazoa, Chordata, Aves, Anseriformes, Anatidae.